GUGAGUGUAGGCAGUAGGGGAGUUUUCUGCUGGGGUCAGGAGGACUGUGAACAUACGAGGCGGAUCCUGCCCCAAACCCCCGUAUAUGAGUGGAGUCCUAGCAGCAAGAGAAAACAUCACAACUUUUUUUUUUCCUCUCUUGCCUCAAAGAGUCUACAUGUCUAGUGGCAUCUAGACAUGUUCAGCUUUGUGGAUUUGCGGCUGGCGCUGCUGCUCAGCGCAGCGGUCCUCCUGGUCCGGGCGCAGGGCGAGGACGACAAAACAGGUUCAAGCUGCACCUUGGACGGCCAGGUGUUUGCCGACCGGGAUGUGUGGAAGCCGGAGCCGUGCCAGAUCUGCGUGUGCGACAGCGGCACCGUGAUGUGCGAUGAGGUCAUCUGCGAGGACACCACUGACUGCCCAACCCCGUCAUCCCCCACGACGAGUGCUGCCCCAUCUGCCCCGACGACGGAGGCUUCCAGACCCCACAGGUUGAGGGCCCUGUAG
Messenger RNA from Salarias fasciatus (jewelled blenny), 486 nucleotides. RefSeq names its product collagen alpha-1(I) chain-like. The coding region runs from base 178 to 486 and encodes 102 amino acids. Lineage: Eukaryota; Metazoa; Chordata; Actinopteri; Blenniiformes; Blenniidae. Gene Ontology annotation, molecular function: protein binding. The transcript is spliced from 4 exons. The record is from RefSeq and is a predicted model, not a curated record.